GAGAGGGAGAGCAGGGAAGGGAGGAGGCGCCGGCGCCGCGGCGGCCUGAGCCGCGGGGGGGGGGGGCGGGGGAAAGGGGCACCAACAUGGCGGCUCCAUAUUAACUUUCCCCCCCUUCGGCAGCCGCUGCCACCGCCCGCCGCCCCCUCGCCUCGGCAGCCGUCAUGCCGGGCAUGAUGGAGAAAGGAGUCGAGCUCCUGGGGGGCGGCAAGAGUAGGGGGGCCCCCAACGGCACCAAGAACGGCGGCGGAGGCGGCAGCCCCGGUUCCAACGGGCACUUUUCUGAGGCGGAGAGCGGAGGAGGAGGCGGUGGCGGCGGCGGCGGCGACAGCGGAGACGAGCACGGUGCGAGCUUCAGCCUCCCUCCACCAACACCCCACCAGCCCCUUCCCUCCGAGACUAGACUCGGGUUGGGCCUGGUCGCUUCGCCACUGCGCACUGGCUUGGCUGCAUGGCGGCUGCACCACGGAGCCUGUAUAUAUAAAUAUAUGUUUGUGUGUGUGUGUGUAUCUGCCGGGGUGUGUGUGCGCAGGGUGUGUGUACGUGUGAACGCGCCCUCGCGUUCGCGCAAAGCGAGUGGUGGGUUGAAGCGCGCGCGUGGAGGGCUCGACUGAGUGAGGGUAAAAAGUGCAAGUAUGUGUGUGUGUCUACUGUGGGCAUAUGUGUGUGCGCGCGAGGGCGCGCUCUCCCUGCCUCCCCGUGGGCGUGCGCAAUAUGUGUGUUCGUGUGUGUGCGCGCGCGCCAGCCUGUCCGCUUCUCCAUCCAUCCAUCCGUCCGUCCGUAUCCCGUUGAGAGUGGGUGUGCAUUUUCACAAUGGACACGCGUGUAUCGCAGCCGCACCUCGGGCGCGGCGUUGCCUUUCUCUUUAGGUGCGUGCGGGCGUGUUUUGUGCGUACACUAUGGUGCAGAUUUAGUAGUGUAAGCCUUUCAAACGAGGACGAAUUACGAAGGGAUUGCCGGCAUGCAGGUCUAUUUUAUGUGCAUCGCCUUAUAAUCUUCACUAUUUGUACCUUGAGUGGGUUAGAGAUGCACGCUGAUGCAUACAGUCGGGCCAACACCUUGCAGUAUUUGCACAAUAAAAAAAAAAGUGGAGGGGAUGUUGGUGUCAAACCGUAUGGGUGUUUUGUUUUGUUUUUUAAAAAGAAUGAUUUUAAAAAUAAUUAUUCACCUUUUGGAAAUUAUUGCCUACCUAGAGUGUUAAAAGGAAGUAGGGUUUUCUUUUUCCGGUGUGAGGUAGUAGUAGUGGUGGUGAUGGUGGGUGAUCUGCACCCCACCCCCCAUUUCUUUCUCUCUCUCCACACUUGUUCAAAGGGUGAAAGGUUUGAGGCUAUCAAAAUAACAAGGUUUGGCUGCAGUGGUGGUCUUGGAUUGGCUUGCUUGUGAUGCUUCUAGCUCACAAUCUAUAUUGUUUAAAGAUCACACUUCAUGACUGAAGAAAACAGCGUCUUUCCCCCACCGCCCCUCUAAGUGAUGCAUUUAUUUUUUCUUCCGUUGCAGAUGUAGGAAUGAGGGUCGGAGCAGACUAUCAAGCUCGCAUUCCUGACUUUGAUCCUGGUAAAUACUCUUUUUAAAAAAUAUAUAUGUGUGUGUAACCUGGUAUCAUUUGGUCUUUCGAAAAUGGAGUUUUAUUGCAUGGUUGUUGGAGGGAGACUGAAUAGGUGUGCAUUCAGUUGAAUAUUGUGUGUAUGUGUAUGUGUAUGUGUGACUUGCAUUUGUGAAGGUUAAAGGUAUGGGAUUUUCUUUGCUCUCCCAAGCUUUGUGCUGCUUGUUUGUGGUCACUGAAGCUUCACAGGGCCAGCAUUUGCUCUGUGCAAGCUAAAGUGAACAGGCCUCAUAUAUGGGAGAGGAGGGUGGCUAUUACCUUAUAGGAAGGAAAUGAGGGGGUGUAAAAAAAAAUGUUUUGCUUUUUAAACAGCCCAUAUUGAAUCUAUAGUAGUUUGGGAGCAAUACUGCUUAUCGUAGUAAUUUAUAUAAUGUGGAUUUUUCAUUGUAAUUAAAAGGGGCAGAUACUGAAGUUUAUAGGAUUGUAGAAUCCUACUGUAGAUUGUACCCAAUGCUUUGGUGAACCAUGUGUCAAUGUACAGGCAAACUUGUACUCGUUGACACUAAUUUAAGUCUGUUUUGAUUUGCAUGGACAAAGAAGAGGAUUUAUAUUAUUGUAACACACACAUUCUCAUUCCUUGCUUUGGCCACAAGGAAGCACUGUCAACUCUCUUGUUCUUUAGACCUGUACCCAUAUGUCUGUUGAUUCCUGCUACUAGAGUGAUUCCCUUCUCUUGAGGUUUGAGUUUACAUCAGUAGCCUGGCCUUUGAUGUUUUACAACAUGCUAAGUAUAUGGCUUUUAAGGGGGAAGCGAACUAUUUCUUUUCCCCUUUUAGAAAUGCUCAUUUGAGUCAUAGUGGAGGCCUUUGUUGAUCAUAAAUGUGUGGUUUUACAGCAUCAAUACUGGUCUGAAAAAUAAAUGACUCCUGAGAAUUCUAGGUUUUGGGCAGCAUCCAGUUAUGUCCACUCACUUGUGGAACCAAAAUGUACUUGUGCAAAAGGACUUUGGGUUUCUGUCCCCCUUUCCCCAGUUUCCUGUGGCCCUCUUGUCACUCUGAGGCAGGCAUAGGCAAACUCCGGCCCUCCAGAUGUUUGGGACUACAAUUCCCAUCAUCCCUAGCUAACAGGACGAAUGGUCAGGGAUGAUGGGAAUUGUAGUCCCAAACAUCUGGAGGGCUGGAGUUUGCCUAUGCCUGCUGAGGAUUCCCCAUGUCUCUGGUGCAGAUGCGGGGUUUGCAGGAAGGAGGAGACUAAGGAGAGUCUUGUUGCACAUGUGAAUACCCACUCAUGCUACAUUGGAUCUUGACCUUCUAAUGUAUACAUGUCAUAUAGGCUAAUAAAUUGUUGACCUUAAGCUUGAUUAAUCAUUUUUAAGAUCCUUUAAGAAGUUAUUAGCCCGAAAUGACUUUAAGUUCAGUGUAUUUCUUUUGUUCCCUUUCUCAAUAAGGAAUCUGUUUGUGUUUUCUUUUCAUCUAUUUAAGGUAAAUAUUAAAUACCCUGAGUUGCUAGUGUGAAACAGCUCUUGACCUGCUGCAGGUAAAAUAUUGUGAUGGGUUUAACUCUUGACUGGUCACAAAUUUCCUGUUGAGACAUAAGUGUCUCGUGGAUAAGUGUGGACACUGAGCAUUUGCUAUGACUCAUGUACAACCAGUUGCAGUUUAUCAUAUGUUGUUGCUUUUUCAUAAUGAUGGAGACCCCAAUCUCUUGAUCUUCUAUAUCCUUUUGGAUAAUCUGGGGGCGCCAGGCCUAUUCACAUAUGUUCCUCUCGGCUCAUUCAGUGAUACAAAUAUAGGGGAGGUAUAAUCAGUGCUAUUUUUCGAGAAAAAGAGUUGCUGGAACUCACCAGGAAUGCCUCCCUUGUUCUCUUAUAAUGGCAAUGGCGCCCACCUGAGAGGUGUCAGAACUGAGUUCCUGUGAGUUCCAGCUGAAAAAAGCCCUGGGUAUAAUAUGUGGUCAUCUGCACCGCCAGAUAGAUGGAUGAUGGCUGCAGGGUGACAAGUACACAGCUCAUAAUUACCUAAUUUUGAUCCUUUCUGCUAUGGAACUUUUUCGGAGGAAAAUAAUAACUUGAGAGAACUGGCUGUGUAAAAAGAUAACAGCAGCAGAUUAUGACAGCCUAUCUAUUAGCUAUUUCUUCCUUCUCUCUAUGAAUACCCUUGUCUUUCGCCAGCUGUUCUUCCAGAAAUGUGAUAAGGUUUUCCAUGCCAAAAGAGUAGAGUGAAUGUUGUUCUACAUCCUUCAUCCUGUGCACUUCUUUUUAGGCAGCCUAAAUAGUGGUAUACCAUAUUGCCUCCAAAGUUUUUCACAGUCUUUCAAAAACCUUUUGCUAGGAUAUUGUUUUGUGUUGCCUGCUCCAGCAUGGUUUUUCAUGAGUUGUGUAAUGAAGGGUAGGUAGGUAAUUUCUUGGGAUGGAUUACUAUUUGUUAGUAUUUGAGGCUGAUACUGCACUGAGAAUGUCUUGCUAGAUCAGACUGAUACAUCUAAUUUGGCCCUUUCCCUGGAUGACCAGGUAGAUGGUAGACUUUUAGUAACCUGUUAUCUUUUUGUUUGGUGCAGUGGAAAAUGGAAGAUUGUCUUCCAGUGAACUCUAGGACUCCUGGCAUUUGUGUCAGAUGGACAAGAUGACAGGAUUGCCAAAGUAUGUGAAGGCAAACUGCAUGAAGAGGGGAGGGAACAAAUAAAUGAAAUAGUAUGUCCAUUUCUGUAAACUGUGUAUAGGUACAAUGAAAACUUUAAAGUUGCAGGCUCACAAAGGUUGGAGAAAGCAGCAUUUUUUCACUUGAGAGCUAUCUUGAAUCACAGAAUGUAGAGUUGGAAGGUAUCUCAAGGAUCAUCUAGUCCAGCUUCCUGCAAUGCAGGAAUCUGAACUAAAUCAUAAAUGACAGGUGGUCAUCAAACCUCUGCUUAAAAACCUAUGAAGGAGAGUCCAUCAUUUUCCAAGGGAGUCCAUUCCACUGUCAAUUAGCUCUUACCACCUGAAAUUUCUUCCUGAUGUUUAGUCCUUGUAACUUGACGCCAUUGGUUUGGGUCCUGGCCUCUGGAACAGGAGAAAGUACAGUGGUAACUCUGGUUAAGAACUUAAUUCGUUCCGGAGAAACGUUCUUUACCUGAAGCCAUUCUUAACCUGAGGUACCACUUUAGCUAAUGGGGCCUCCCACUAUGCCGCUGGCGCACGAUUUCUGUUCUCAUCCUGGGGCAAAGUUCUUAACCCGAGGUACUACUUCCGGGUUAGCGGAGCCUGUAACCCAAGGUGUUUGUAACCCAGGGUACCACUGUAAACUUGCUCCAUCUUCCAUGUGACAGCCCUUGAAAUAUUUGAAGAUGGCAUUCAUAUCCCCUCUCUGUCUCCUCUUUUCCAGGGUAAACAUACCCAACUGCCUCAACCAUUCCUCAUAAGGCUUGGUUUCCAGACCGUUGAUCAUCUUGGUUACCCUCUGCACACAUUCCAGCUUGUCAAUUUCUUCUUUAUAUUGUGGUGCCCAGAACUAAACACAGUACUCCAGGUGUGGUCUGAUCAAAGCAAAAAUAGAGUGGUAGUAUUACUGCACUUAAUCUGGACACUGUAGGUCUGUUGAUGCAGACUAGAAUAGCAUUAGCCUUUUUUGCUGCUUCUUCACAGUGUUGGCUCAUGUUAAACUUGUGGUCUGCUUAGACCUCUAGAUCCUUUUCACAUGUUCUACUGACAAGCCAGGUGUCCCCCACCUUAUAUUUGUGCAACUGGUUCUUUCUGCCUAAUUGUAGAACCUUAUAUUUGUCCCUAUUGAAAUUCAUUUAUUAGUUCUCCAAUCUGUUAAAGUCAUCUUGAAUCCUGAUUUUGUCUUCUAUGGCAAUGGUUCCCAGUUGGUGGGAACGUGUAACCCAGAGGUCCAUGUAACCCACCCUGGGGGUCCGUGGCACCACUCAUAUAACAAAAACUACAAUAGAGAUAUCAAAAUUUUCAAAAGCAGGGGGUCCAUUGCUUGGCUUUUGAAAAAUGGGGAGUCUGCAGUACUUAGUUAAUUGGGACCCACUGUUAUACAUUAGUAGCACUAGCUACCCUUCCUAGUUUGGUGUCAUCUACAAAAUUGAUGAGCAUCUCCUCAGUUCCUUCAUUUAAGUCAUUUAUAAAGACAUUGAACAACAAAGGGUCCAGGGCAGAACCUGCAGUAUCCCACUUAUCACUUUUUUCCAGGAUGGUGAAGAGCCAUUAGUGAGCACUCUUUGGAUUCGGUCAGUCAACCAACUAUAAAUUCACCUAACAGUUACCUCAUCCAGCCCACAUUUUACCAACCUAUCUUCAAGAUUAUAAUGGGAGGCUUUGUCAAAAGUCUUAGUGAAAUUAAGAUAAACUACAUCCACAGCACUCCCCUGAUCCACCAAGCUUGUUGCUCCAUUAAAAAAAGAAAUGCGGUUCGUGACUUGCUUUUGAGAAACCCAUCCUGGGUCUUAUUAAUCCCAGCAUCCUUUUACAGACUGAUGGUUUAAUUAUCUGUUCUAGGACCUUUCCUGGUGUCAUUGUCAAGCUGCCUGUGCAGUAGUUACGUAAACAAACAAUAAGCUUCCUCCAUCUUCCGUAAUACGGCUCUUUAGAUAUUUGAAGGUGGCUUUUGUAUCUCCCUCUCAAGUCUUCUUUUUCCCAGGCUAAACAUACCCAGUUCAGCUGUAGUGAGUGGAUAUUGUCCUGGUAGUUGUGUGGUGAUUCCUAUCUCUCCAGCUGCAAGAUUGGGAGGAAGGCUGCAGGUUGUUUGGCAGCUGUGUGGCUGAGGCACGUGAUAAGCCUUGGCCACCUGGGACCAAGCCAGCAUAAACAAACAGCAAUAAUAAUAAUGUCAUGAUUUCUGUCCUGGAGCAUUAAACAGAGUGGGGUAGGAAUUUCAACAUGGAGCAUCUUGCAGCAGCAACAACCAAUGCUGUUCUAGUCAGUCCUUUCUUCAGGAAGCUUCAGAGCAAUAAGCUGUGUACAAAGCAAAAUUUUACCAAAUAUAAGAAAUUAUCCCCUUAAUAUCACGAAAAGAGUAAGUAGGUCUUUGAUUAAAUGUUGAGGGCAUUAAGCUCUCGUGCUUGUUAAUAAAUUUCUCAGAAAAGCUUUCCAUAGGGGAAAAUUGGUAGCAGGCCUUGGACCAACCCAUUAUAUCUUUCUGUGAGGCUCUGCUUCCCAAUUUUGAUAAUAAAUGUAAUAAUUUAAGUCUGGUAUUGUCAUGACACAAGUCAGGUACACUGUAAGCAUUAAAUUGAGGUAUCAUUAAUGGAUAAACACUCCCAAGAAACAAAAAUGUCAUUUAUCUUCUUUUUUAGAGCGUUGAUCUUUUUAGGUUGAUAAUUACAUUUGUUAAACCAUCACUGUACAUUCAAAAUAACAAUUUCUUUCCUCAUUGUGACUCUUUUUUUGCAGUUUUUUGGGGAGGGCGGGACUUGCAUUUUUAUUAUAUGUCUGAAAAAUGUUGGGAGAUGUGCCUUCAUUCCAUUGAGGAGCAGGUGCUGGGGGUGUCUAAACUAAUUUCUAUGGUCCAAGCUUGGGAUAUCUGCAUUCUGGGAAGGAAGAAAUGCUUCAUCUUUGAGUACAUCUCAAAGACUUGUUUGUUUACUAAACACAAGUAAAAUCAAACCAGAUGGGAUCUGGAUGGAGACCAAAAUGCAAACUGAAUAUUUUUCAGAAUCCAGUAUAUUUUUCAGUUGAAAAUUUCCUAGAAAACCCAAUGCUAGUGUUGCUUUUAUAUCUGUAUCUAUAUCUGAUUUAUAUACUGCUUGAGUGUUGAAAACCCCUCAAAGCUACUGUCUCCUACGUAUCAUGGAAAGUCUCAUAGGCUUCCACUGCAGCUGUCUGUUGGGAGGUACAUGAUGAAGAGUUGAGGUGCUGCGUCUCUCAGCUUUCUUUUUGUCCAUCUUCCUAUUAUGACUGUUAACUAGGAGCAAACCAUACAUCUUGCAAGUAAUGUGUCCUAUUUGUUGUCAGUUGUUUGGUGUGUUGCAGUACUCUGGCUCUUCCCAUUGCUAUGUGACUUCCAGGGCUCUCUUAUUUCUGCUUGGAUAAACUUAUUUCCACCGGAUGAUAACACAGGUUUUGGGCUAGUGGAAAUUUGAACCUCUCCCACACAGUCGUAUGUCUUUUAAUGAUGAGAAAAUCUAAUAAAAUGUCCUUCCCUAGGGAUAGUGUGGAUGGUCCUCUCUUGAUACACUUCAGUGUUCACAGAGGCAGUUUUUACAGUACCUGACUAGUUGCCUUUGGCUUCCAGCUUCACUUUUUCUGCUUGCGAUUCUCUCCUCGUUCCUUGUUCAAGAAACACUUUGCACAGAACUUAGUGGUGUGAAGCGGGAUCCUGUAUUAAUGAGUGGCACUCAACUAAGUUUUACUCAGAAUAAGCACAUUAAUAUUAAUAGACAUAACUUAGUCAUGUUUGUUGUUUUCAGUCUAUCUACUUGGAGUAAAACUUAAGUUGAAGACCACCUAACAAGAAGGUGCUCAGUACAGUGGUACCUCGGUUUAAGAACAGUCCUGUUUACGAACGAUUUUAUGAACAGUUUUAUGAACGAACUCCGCAAAACCAGAAAUAGUGUCCCGGUUGGCUAACCUUACCUCGGUCUAAGAACGGAAUCUGAACGGUGGAAGGGCACUGGCGGCGGGAAAGCGCUUCUCAGUUUAAGAACAGUUUUGGUUUAAGAACGGACUUUGGAAUGGAUUAAGUUUGUAAACUGAGGUACCACUGUAGUGUCUAUAGCUCCACACAGAAAGGUGGAUGAGGUGUGCAGUUGUAACCCAGAUUCAAGUAGUUCUUUCUGUUACGUUUUGUUUCAUUGAUAAUUACAUUUGCAGAGAUCACUGGGCUUAACCAGUGCUGUAAACUGUACAUGUUUUUAAUGCACCAAGAAUGAACUGUAGGUGCUUUGCCAGCUCCAGCAUGUGCAUGCUUAAUGUUCAGUGUGCACUUAACCUUGCAUUCCCAGACAUCGUUGAAAUGUUUAUCCCCAAGGACACCUCUCUACUGUUCUUUUGGCCUUUGCACAUGGGAUUAUUUUAGCUGUACCAAGGUUGCUUGUCUUUGGGAGGAAAGUCUACUGUUUCCCAAUAUUUCUCACAUCAGCUCUCAAAAAAGAGCUUAGGGCCUGUGCUACUUGAAACAUUGAUUGUGUCUUAACCAUAACUGUUCUAUUUCUACAAAACUCAGAGAACAGAGGUAUUCUGCGUAAGUGAAGAACAACAGACUAUAUGUCGUCCACUUGUAUAUGACUGCUUUUUACCGUCUGUGAGUUAAGUGUUCUCUUAAAAUAAUUGAACAACUUAAUCUUUCUUCUAGGAGCUACAAAAUACACAGAUAAAGACAAUGGAGGGAUGCUUGUGUGGUCUCCAUAUCAUAAUAUUUCAGAUGCCAAGUGUAAGUUCUGUGGAAUCCAUUAAAUAGUGUUCUGUCAAUUGCUUUGUAUAAGAAUCACAUCGCAUGCUAUAAAAAUGCUACACAUACAAGCAGUUUCUUGUAGGCUUUAGCUCCCAAGAUGCUCUAGUUUGAAUGUAGCUCCCAAGAUGCUCAGUCACAUUCACUACUGCUCCCAUAACCCGCAUCUAAUAUCUUUCCAGUUUAGAGAAAUUGCCACUGAAAGAUCUGGCUAGCUGGCUGUUUUUAACACCCUUUAAAAAGUACUUCUUUAAAAAGUCUUGUAUGCUGCCAGUAAUGUAUGUGCUUAAUUUUCAAGCAUAUUCUCAUACUCGUUUUUUAAAACUUUCAGGACACGGCUGGUAACUUCUAGUGUUAAAUGGUCCAGCCUGGCAAGGUGUUAAAGUGUGUUCCCGCAUUUAACAAGUGAAUUCUCUUUCCAGGUUGACAGAGGUAUUAAUACUGUUACAGUUCAUGCAGACAUUCUGCAUCUGCUAUAAAAGGUGUGCUGUAGCACACUGUACUUACUGAACAUAGGAGAAGCAUUGCUUGACCAGACCAAGAGUCUGUUUAAUCUGGCAUCCUGCUUUCUGCAGCGGUCAACCAGAUGCCUCUGAUUCUGAAGCUUACAUAUACCUACCAUGACUAAUAGCCGUUUAAAGAUAUAUUCUCCAUUAAUAUGUGUUCAAAUGCUGCUAUAAUAUGGGCAUUUGAAACCCUUCUCUAGUUCUACCCAGUGGUCAGUCCUCCUUUCCCUAUCAGGUAAUUAGAGAAUAUUCUGCUGGCCAGAGGCUCAUGUGUCCACUUGGAGUCCUUGCAUUCUUUUGGUACCACUAUAUAUAGCCCCCUUCCCCCAAGUUCUCUCCUUACCACACAACAACUCAGUUGGCAGGGAGUAUUCUUAACUUUUCUUCUCUCAAGGGUGGUAUCAGUUGAGAGCCAAAGAAAGAGGAAGGGGAGUUGGUGAGUAGAAAGUUUUGUUUUUGUUUUAACUCAGAGAGUGAGAUGCCAGGAAUCUUAGACGUACAGUAUAAGAGACAAUUCUUAUAGUACUCCCAUGAGAAGUAUCAGAAGUAGAUUUCAUCUCCCUGUAAUGUGAAGUUUGCAGUCUUGCUUCAAGAGCAUGGAUGAUUUUCACCAAGAAAGAGCCAUGCCACGUGUCCAUCAGCUUCUCCUUUUUAUGUCACACUUCUUACAUAAAAUACAGAUUUGUGACUGAAAGAUCCUAGAGAGCAGGAUACACAGCCUGUGAAAGAGUAUCCCAGAGCACAGAGAGGCAAUUGAGAAGGCCCUGCUCAUCACAGAGGCUAAUCUGGCACCUGAAUAUGAUGAAAUUUGAAGCAGUGCCUCUCCUGUUUAUGGAUCGGAUGUUUAAAUGUAUUUGCUUAAGCAGUCUAAAUGAUUGCAACUUUGAUCACCAGUCCUUUUUCCACUAGAGAAUCUCUGGAAUAUUUCCCAGUUGAAAAAAAUAAUGGUCACUAUUAACAUGGCCUCAAACUGUAUAUUUUAUGUGGACGCAUCUGUGCAUAAUCUAGAUUGAACAUUUAUCUUCUAGAAAGGAGCAUAAAGUGUUGUGUGGCACCUAGUAUCAAUUAUCCUAAACUGCUCCUCUGGUCCAAGUAUAAAUAACUCUAGCAUUCUUUUGUUACAGUGGAUGAAUAUAUUGCAAUAGCAAAGGAAAAACAUGGCUACAAUGUGGAACAGGUAAGUGUUAUAAAUAUAAUAAAUUAAUUCAAGACAGUUUUCUAAAGAGCUUUUAUAUAUACAUUUUUGUCCAAAACAACCCUCAAUGCAAUAAAACUACAUAACUUUGAAAUAAUAUUGUCAAAAGGCUUUUAACAGCUUGGUGGAAAUCACAGCGCUGGCUUAGCCCCCAUUCCCUCCAAAAGGUCUCUGAAAAAUAGUAGUUCUAAGUUGUGUAUGAAAGGAGAAUCGGGAUGGGCCCAGUGAAGCUUCCCUUCCAUCAAAAAGGUCAUUUUUCUGGCAGAGCCUUGGACUAUGACUUGAGCAUGAGGACAGAUGAUCCUUCAGUUCUAACAGCCCUGGACUGUUCAGGGCUUUAUAUAUAUUUAAACCAGCACUUCCACACCUUUAACUAUGAUGGUGAAUCUUGAGAUGUACUGUAUGAGCACCAUGAAAGAGUAACCGAAAAGAGCAUCUAUGCAUCAUCAGCAUGACAGAAAACUGCAAGAGCUAGUAGGAUGCAUUAUGAUAAGAACAAGGGCUCUCUCUCUCUCUCUCUCUCUCUCUCUCUCUCUCUUUAAAGGCACUUGGCAUGUUGUUCUGGCAUAAGCACAACAUUGAGAAGUCACUUGCAGAUCUCCCAAAUUUUACUCCUUUUCCGGAUGAGUGGACAGUUGAGGAUAAAGUCCUGUUUGAACAAGCUUUCAGUUUCCAUGGGAAAAGCUUUCACAGAAUCCAACAAAUGGUAAGGUAAUACAUGGACUACCUGGGAAUGGGGUUGGGACAAAAACUUUUGGCAUCACAGAAGGAGACUUGCAGGAGUGGCUAGUAAAAGCAAUACUUAAAAAAAUUAUAGCCAGGUUUAAAAAAUGGACAAAUGCAGAGGAGCCACAAAAACCUUUUACUAUCACCUGUGGGAGUGAUCAGCUGAAAAUUGGGGGGUCCCCAAAACAUCUCUUGGUGAGCUGGAUGCAGGCUGCAGGAUAUUCACCCCUACCAUAGAACAUGUUUUAUUAAUAGACAAAUUAAUAUGAUAGGGUUAGUGUUUAGAAAGGUAUGGUUUGUUUCAGCCAACAUGUGAAUACCCUUCCAGAGAACCAGUUUUUAUGUGGAAAAGUAAUCCCAAUAAAUCCUUUAAUUGCACUGCUUUUCUUUUUCUGCAGUUUAAACUUAAAUAGUCAAAACCAGACCUGCAGAUCAACUGGUCAUUUACUGUGUUAUUUGACAGAAAGAUCCUUUUGAAGUCCUUUAUUAUUUAAAAGAGGAUACAGUUUAACCAAAAUAUUGGUACUAUCCAGUUAAAGCUAAGGAGUUUACUUUUGAUUUAUUCUUACAGGGAAAUGUAGGCAUUUAACUACAGUCCUAUAUCCACUUACCUGAAACUCUCAGUGGAGUUUACUUAUGAGUAGGCAUGUGCAGGAUUGCACUGUUAAAGGAUGGCCUAAAUAUAGCCUGUUAAAUAUGUAUUCAUUUAUUAUAAAUAAAUAAUCACAUGCACUCAGAUUUUAAAGUGCAAUAAAGUUGUGGAUGUUUCUGUCUCCCCUUCCCUCUUGGUAGGUAGGACCUAUUUCUCAGGAGCAUCAGCAUUUAUGAUUAUGAGGAAAUGUAACAGCCUAGACGCUUCAAAUGCCUAGUGGUUUGCUUUCAGUGUGAGCUUUAAUUCACACUCAUGGUGAUUUAAACACCUUAACAGUUUUUGUUUGCUUUUUAAAAUCCUCUGCUAUCACCAUGGGUUCCUAGUGCUGCUGGAAGGAGUCUUAGGAAUUUGAACCUUUGACUUAACGUAAUCUCCUCCCCCCACCCACCCACACUUAACAAUGUGUCACAAUAUUUCAUUCGCAUUAUUUAUAACUAGCAUCUACAUAUUGUGUUGGCAUGUUUUAGCUUCCAGACAAGACUAUUGCAAGUCUUGUCAAGUAUUACUACUCCUGGAAGAAAACUCGUUCUAGGACAAGUUUAAUGGACCGCCAAGCUAGGAAGCUGGCAAACAGAAAUAAUCAAGGGGACAGGUAAGCAGCACAACACCUUUCUGAAAAUAACAACUUGCUUAUAUCCUUUUGUGUUUCUGUUUUUGCUUUUUUUGUUACUAACGGAAGGCAUGUUGUUUCAUGGUAUUGCAUCUUUGUUACAACUAAGCAGGUGCAGAUUUACUGCAUCCAGGAGAGACCUUCCAUUAACAGUCCACAUACCCUCUUUACUGCUUUGUAGUGCAUUCCCAUAAUUUUAGCAGGAAUUAUCAGAAUGUAGCACUAGUCAAAUUUGUACACUUAUUCCAGGCAUAGGCAAACUCGGCCCUCCAGAUGUUUUGGCACUCCCAUCAUACCUAGCUAACAGGACCAAUGGUCAGGGAUGAUGGGAAUUGUAGUCUCAAAACAGCUGGAGGGCCGAGUUUGCCUAUGCCUGACUUAUUCUCAUGAAACCAUAAAUAUGUCAGGCGCAGCAUGCAUAACUUGGAGUGCUCUCUGAGACACACACACACAGAGGGAAGGGGUUUGGUCAGGUAUAAAAGGAGGGGGAUGUCGAGGGUAUGCGAGGGUUGAGGUAAGUGAGGUUGAAGAGUGAAGGAAGCAAGGGCAGCAGCCCUAGCAUGCAACCUAUUUGUGUAACUUAAUAUGCAAAGUAUGUUUUAAUAUUAAUAUACAGUGGUGCCUCGCAAGACGAAAUUAAUUCGUUCCGCGAGUUUUGUCGUCUUGCGAUUUUUUUCGUCUUGCGAAGCACGGUGUCGGAAAGUUUUGGAAAAGCUUCAAAAAUCACCAAAGUCUUUAAAAACCUCAAAAAAGGCUACCACACCGCGUUCUAUGAGUUGCUCCUCGAAGUCAAGUCGCAACUGUAUUAACGGUGUUAAGAAAAGGAAACAAACUUGCAAGACGUUUCCGUCUUGCGAAGCAAGCCCAUAGGGAAAAUCGUCUUGCGAAGCAGCUCAAAAAACGAAAAACCCUUUCGUCUAGCGAGCUUUUCGUCUUGCGAGGCAUUCGUCUUGCGGGGCACCACUGUAUUUUGUAGAAAACUACCUUACUGUAAAAGGGAUGCGGGUGGCGCUGUGGGUUAAACCACAGAGCCUAGGACUUGCCGAACAGAAGGUCGGCGGUUUGAAUCCCCGUGACGGGGUAAGUUCCCAUUGCUCGGUCAACCUAGCAGUUCGAAAGCAUGUCAAAGUGCAUGCUUCUGGCGGGAAGGUAAACGGCAUUUCCGUGCGCUGCUCUGGUUUGCCAGAAGCAGUUUAGUCAUGCUGGCCACAUGACCUGGAAGCUGUACGCCGGCUCCCUCGGCCAGUAAAGCAAGAUGAGCACCGCAACCCCAGAGUCGGUCACAACUGGACCUAAUGGUCAGGGGUCCCUUUACCUUUACCUUUUUACCUUACUGUAAGCCAACCCAGUGUAUGAUUUUAUGAAGGGUGGUAUACAGAUACUUUAAGUGUGUUAAAUAUAGGGGAGGAAACAUUUUUAUAUAUUCAGCAUAUGGGAAUAUUGCCUAAAACUGCUUUUCCUGCCAUUCAUGCUUUUAAAUCUGAUUCCCAUACUGUACUAUUCAAGCAUGGAAAUUAAUGUUUAGUGGAUGCUAUGCUUAAAGACAGAAAUAUAAUUAAUUCAAUUUGAGUCUGUUUGUUAAGCCUGUUGUUAUGAACUUCUGUGUUGACAUCAAUUAAUGACUUUUUAUUAUGCAGAAUAGCUGCAAAAACAACCUUUGCUGUAAGGGUAAAAUCAAAUAUAGAAGGAGGUGAAAGGAAGCAAGUUCCCUAAUCUGUUUGUGUCCUCAGUGAUGAUGAUGUGGAAGAAACUCACCCAAUGGAUGGAAAUGAUAGUGAUUAUGAUCCCAAGAAGGAAACUAAAAAAGAGGUAAUGAAUAGUUAAACUGCAAUAACCAUAUUAUUCACAUAAACUAUGUGAAUAAUAUUCAUGUAAAUUUAAAGAUACAGUGAGUGGGUACUAGUCACUGGCUUUUCGGUUGUGGCACCUAAAUGCUCUACAUUUAUCUCUCUUGGAUUUCAUCUUGUUGGUUUUGGCUCAGUGUUCCAGCCUGGCAAGAUUAUUUUCAUUCUUGAUUGUAGUCUUCUAUGGCCAGGUGGACAUGAGGUAGAGUGGGAUUGUCUGGUGGAUCUCUAACUGAUUUGCUAUAGAUUGGUGAGGGCUUCCAACCCCCAAAUGUUUAACAACAGUGACAACAAAACUACUUUCACCAGGAAAAUUAGCCUUCUGAAAUAAAGGAAGUGAACCUGGAGUGGAUUUUUGUGUGAAAGGAUUGCAAACUCCUUGUGACCAGAAUCAUCGCUUCAACACUGGUGAUCUUUGCUUCUUCUAGUACACUGGCAUUAGUUCACCUGUCUUCCCAAGUGAUGUGUAAAAAAUUUCCGAGACACCAUUGAUGGAAUCUUUCAAGAAGUUGGAGAUGGCUUUUAUAAGUGGUCCAUGUUUCACAAGCAUACAGCAUCCGUAGGUCCCAGAUCCAACACUACACCGCUGCCUCCCCCUUUAAGAUGGAGACAAUAUUUGUCACUCUGAAAUCUUCUGGCACCUCACCCACUCUUCACAGAUUCUAUUUGCUUUAUUUAUUACAUUUGUUCACUGCCAUAUAACAUGAGUGGCUUACAGUGAAUAAGUAAUAACAAAACCCACAAUUGAAAUACAAAGUGAAACAGAAAGCCAUUAAACUGGGGGGGGGGGGCUACAGAAAUAUUUAAAAAAACUCACUGCAAAAGAUUUCAAGAUUUCUGGCAGGUUAAUGCCAACAAGCUCAUUCAGUGCCCUGGCACAUGAUUCCAUUCAGCCUUGGAACCUUGAAUUCAUUUAAAGUAACUAGGUGCUCUCUUAACCAUUUCCCUUCCUGGUUGCAAGUCCCUCCUACCCACAGUCAUCCCCUGCUUCCAAAAAACAGUUAAAGCUAAAUAAAACUUCCUUCAUAAAACUUGGACCAGUCACUACCGUAUUUUUCCGUGUAUAAGACUAGGUUUUUUAGCCAAAAAAAUAGGUUUAAAAUUGGGGCUCGUCUUAUACAUGGGUAGUGCUGAGGGAUGUUUUCUUAAUUUGGAGGCCCCCAAAAUAGAGGGCGUCUUACACAUGGGGGCAUCUUAUAGAUGGAAAAAUACAGUAUAUCUCAGCAUAACUCACAUCACAGAGGUUGUUAGGUUAAAACGGGGGAAUGUGUAUGCCAUCCUGAGCAGCUUGAAGGAAGGGUGGGAACGAAAUGUCAUUUGGAAAAGUAAGUUAAACACAGAAAUUAAGCUAAGCUACAUGCAAGGGAUAGAGGAAAAAAUGUUAUGCGUGCUUUAGAGAAUUGUAACAGCACUAUUAAAUGUGCAAUGGUUGUGGGAUUCCCAUGAGCACUAUGAGGUAGUUUGACCUGAGGGAUAGUUAGAGGUCCCAUUCAUUUGUUUAUUUGCAAUAUUUGCUGCUAUUCAGGGCAACAAGAGCAAUUUAAACAUAAAAUUUAAGUAUAAAGCCUAGAAAGCAUUAUUGCUAAUAACACUCAUGCAAAUGUGUGUGGAUUUAUUUGACUUGCACUGGUGUUGAGACUUCCGUGGGAUUUAGAAGCUUUUGGUAAGGGUUACAGAUGCUGUAAGGUGAACAGAGGGGGGAUUCUUAAAAGAAAAGGUAUUGUGUGGUGUUUAACUUUCUUUAACUUUUUUAAAAAAACAUUGCAGGGAAGUAAUGAGCAGCCUGUUCAGUCCAGCAAAAUAGGAUUGGGUAGAAGAGAGUAUCAGAGCUUACAACAUCGUCACCACUCCCAGCGUUCCAAAUGCCGUCCUCCCAAAGGCAUGUAUCUAACUCAAGAAGAUGUAGUAGCUGUUUCAUGUAGCCCCAAUGCUGCCAACACUCUUCUUCGGCAGCUAGAUAUGGAGUUGAUCUCACUGAAGCGACAGGUAUAUCAAUUAUCAGCUUUGCUUCUUAUUUUUAGGUUUUUAUCUCUUUCCUCAUUCUGUGUGAUUGGGUAGAUGAAAACACAGUUAAACUAAGAACAUUUACAUAAUAGUUAGGUUGUAGAUUAAGUUUAUCCUCUGUAUGUGUAGUAUUGCUUAUUACUGUAAAAGAUACUAUUUCAGCUGUCUUCUAAAGCACUUCUGAAAUAUCUUAAAGCUCAGACUUUGGCAAAAAUAUUGGUUUCCCCAAUAAUAUACAGAUGUAAUAAUGACAAUUUUGACCAAACUGCGGGAGGCAGUGGAAGACAGGAGUGCCUGGCGUGCUGUGGUCCAUGGGGUCACGAAGAGUCAGACACGACUAAAUGACUAAACAACAACAAUAAUGACAGUGAUUGUUGUUGUUGUUAUUUAUACCCCGCCCAUCUGGCUAGGUUUCCCUAGCCACUCUGGGGAUGUAUACUUGUUGAGUUAAAUAUAAUUAAAGUUCACAAGCUAGGAACUUAACUUAAUUGCAUUUUAAUUAUUGAACUAUGGGGAAAGUGUUCUAUACAGUUAGUAAAUAACAAUUGUGCUUUUAUGCUGGGUUUGGAAGGCAGCCUGUUGUGGUACAGGCUUCUUCUGCUAGUCUAGUUUUUACACUGUUUUAUCUGAAUACUUUCCUGGCUAUAUAAAUGUCAAAGCAGAAAUAAUACUGUUGUAUGUUCUUGCCUCUCAGGGGUAUAAAUACAGUGGUACCUUGGGUUAAGUACUUAAUUCGUUCCGAAGGUCCGUUCUUAACCUGAAGCACCAUUUUAGCUAAUGGGGCCUCCUGCUGCCGCCGCACCGCUGGAGCACGAUUUCUGUUCUCAUCCUGAAGCAAAGUUCUUAACCCGAGGUACCACUGUACAAAAUAGCAUAGACCUGCUAAAAUGUGAGAAAGAUGAGAGGUCCUGUUUCCUGGCAAUUAAUAACCAGAACCUAAUAGUGGGAUGGCUGGCUUUCAGAAACCUCAACCAAUUGAGGUACAUAGCCCAGAUUCUCAGCCUUGGAUAAACAGAUUAGGAUGCUACCUUCAGCCCUGUGAUGUGGGAAGUUGAAACUGCCAUAGUGCAGAGCAUGUUUGUGCCUGGUGUGUGGAAGCAGAUGAACACUUUGCUCCAAUAGGCAAAUGUCAUCUCUUCAGAAGUUUUUCUCUCUGCUCAGGGAGUUGGUCACUUGGCAACAGGUGUGUGUGUGUGUGUGUGUGCGCGCGCGCGCGCGCCAAUUUGUGUCAGCUAAUUUUCAUUCCUGGUUCUGUUGUUCAUUGGACAAGGUUCAGAAUGCUAAACAAGUAAACAGUGCACUUAAGCAGAAAAUUGAAGGUGGGAUAGAAGAAUUCAAACCUCCUGAGGUGAGUCAUUGUGAAAACACAGAUGAAUGUUCAGAAAUGCAUUUGUUGUGCUGGGAGCUAAGUUGCAUGUGGCUUUGCAAAACAACGGAAUCCAUCCCAUUUUUAUUUUCAACUGUAAAAAUGUACAUAUUUGCUUAAACCGGUCAGUAAAACUUAUCUAAAAUUUACAUUGGCUGAAAUGCAUUUUUAAAAAUUUAAAUAAUGGUGUGAAGGUUUCAAAAGCAGGUUUUAGUGCCAUGCACAAAACACCUUAAACAUGACUUGUAAACAGUAGCACAUGUACUGAAGUGUAGCAGCUUUUUUUAGAAGAUUACUCUAGAUUAUACUAUGGCUUCUGAUUCCGUUAACUCGUGAUCCAAAAUUGCAAGGGAACCUAGUGUAUAUGCCAUUUUAUUUGGAUGGUCUUAUUCUGCUUAGCACAAGAACACACCAUACAUACAUUUCACAUGUGUACAUAUACAGUGGUGCCUCGCAAGACGAAAUUAAUCCGUUCCGCGAGUGUCUUCGUCUAGCGGUUUUUUCGUCUUGCGAAGCAACCCUAUUAGUGGAUUAGCGGAUUAGCGCUAUUAGCGGUUUAGCAGCUAUUAAAGGCUUAGCGGCUUAGCUGCUAAAAGGCUAUUAGCGGCUUAGGAAAAGGGGGGGGAACGAAAAAAAAAUCUCAAGACUCGCAAGACAUUUUCGUCUUGCGAAGCAAGCCCAUAGGGAAAUUCGUCCUGCGAAGCAACUCAAAAACGGAAAACCCUUUCGUCUAGCGGGUUUUCCGUCUUGCGAGGCAUUCGUCUUGCGGGGCACCACUGUACAGUCGAACGGAAUCCAUUCCAGAAGUCCGUUCAACUUCCAAAAUGUUCGGAAACCAAGGCAUGGCUUCCAAUUGGCUGCAGGAAACUCCUGCAGCCAAUCAGAAACCAUGUCGGACGUUCGAGUUCCAAAGAACAUUCACAAACCGGAACACUCACUUCCGGCUUUGUGGCAUUCGGGAGUCAAAACAUUUGAGUUGCAAGGCGUUCAACUUCUGAGGUACGACUGUACUGGUUCUCUUCAUUGAAAAGGUUGGGGAAGCUGCUACCCAGAUAGGAGUAAAAGGCAGUGCCAUGCCUUGAUGCCAUACAUGCAAAGGGUCCUAAGCUCAGUCACUGGCAUCUUGUGAAAACAUCAGAACUACUGAAUUAGGGAGUGUGAAUGCUGGCUUACAGAGUUGAAAGGUGGUGUUUGGGGCUGAAAUUCUCAAUACUUUCAGCCUCUUAACAAUUUGUAAUAUGCUCUGUUACUCUUUUUUCCUCCCUUAACAGUCGAAUCAAAAAAUCAAUGCCCGUUGGACAACAGAAGAACAACUUCUUGCAGUUCAAGGUAUGUUUGCUUGACUCCUGUUUUCCUUAAAGAGUGAAAUCCUUUGUGAUAUGGAAUGUACCAUAAAAGAUGGAUACGCAGCUAAAAGGAUAUGGGUCCAGCACCAUCACAUGGCAGGUUUAAAAUGUGAUGGAAGGAAUUUUGUCUUGUCUCACUAAUAGAAAUGAUUUGAAGAUGAGGUUGGCAAGUAUUCUAGAGGAACAGUGAACAAUACCACUUAACAUACAAAGUCAGAUUAGAUAAAGCUGGUUAUAGCUGAAAAGAUCUCAACUGAUUUCAUUUUGAACUUUCCCAUAAACUUAAUCUCUCAAAGUCUUCUAGAUAGCUCACACCCUUCAGUUCUAAAUGGUAGCUUUCUCACAUCAAAGAAGCAAGUAGAUGGCUAUUUGACCAUCUCUUAUUAGGAAAAUCAGUAUUAGAUUUCAAGGGGGAGGGAUCAAUUUAAUUGUGGAGCUGCUUAAUGUAGUGUUGUGUCUAUUGGUGUGCAGAAGCAUGCUGUGAGAAAAUGUGUUUGUGCAUAACUGUUGUAAGCAGGCUUAUCAUCUUAUCUGUGGUGCAGCAAAUGCUUUGCAUUCCAGGCUAGUUAGCAGUAAGGAUAGUUCUGCCACCAAAACUGUGCUUAAUCUAUGCAUAACAAAAAUAGUGUUUUGCUCCUAGGAAAAUAAGAGACCCUACUCCCCACAUUUCAACAUUUUUGUGCUUUCUUAUCUGAAAAUGCAAAGGUCUACUACAUUUGGAUUAGCAAAGUCCUUUUAGUCCUUUGGUUUUCUUACUUUUAAUACAGUUCUAUGCUGUUUGAUUUAGUGCAUCUUCAGCAAGGAAACAAAAAAAAAGAGCAAAAUCACUUUCUGGAUUAAUCCUAAUUCAGUGCUGGCACAUUAAAUCCUCCUUUUGUCUUAUCCAUUUCUAAAAUUCCACCACACACACACUGUACACACAUCCAUCCUCAUUUACUAAAAUACAACAGUUACUUCCAUUGAUUCUGGGAGGUACGUUCAUAGCUUUAUUUAUUAUUUUAAUGCUAGCUCACUGAGUCCGUAGUUAAAACAAGGAACAGCAAAUCAUAUUUUGGGUGUGGAGGAGAAGGACUCAGUUGGAUUUCUUAAAAUAAGUGUACUUCUGAAAAAGAAAGGGAGAAUCUAUUAGUCGGGACUUUUCUGUGUGUUCCUGGAUACAUAUAUUCAUUAUUUUGAAAAUGCGAUUUUAUCAGUCUUGCUUGCAGACCCAUGAAUUCAGGCUGCAAUAUUAUGCCUGUUUACCUGGAACUAGCUGAAGGUAAUGGGGCUUGCUCCUGAGUAAACAUAAUUGGGACAUCAGUUGUUUAAAUAUUUGCUUUGAGCUGGAACCCUAUACACACUUAAUUGGCUUUAAGCCACAUUGAAUUCAUUGGGACUUACUUCUGCAUAAACAUGCAUAGAAUUGUGCUGUUUGUAAACUUCCUAGUUAGCUAUUUCCCAGCGGUAGUGAGACUCAGAUGUUUUUGAGUGUUUAUAUAUUCUGUUCCCACUGUUCAGAGAGCAGUAAAAACAAUUGUUACCAAGAUUCCUGUAGCUAGAAUUAGAAUUAAACAUUUCCUUAGACGUCUUUCACUCUUCUUUGUCUAUAUGCCACUUAACCAGUACGGCAAAAAAUUCACUGUUCUGUAAACAGUUGCUGAGUAGCCAUUUGAAGGGACUGGUAGUGCAAUCUCAUCCAUGUCUACUGAGAAGUAGGUCCCAUUAUGUUCAAUGGGAUUCAUUCCCAGGUUUUUAUAAGAUCACAACCAGAAUUUGCUAGAUGUUACCAGCCUCAAAUCCACUCCCUCUUUGGCUAAGGACAUGGUCUGUUGAUCCAAUUUAAUAUGAGUUUCUUAUGCUGUAUUGUGAACUGCUUUUCAUAGUCCUCUCCUUUUCAAAAACAGUCUUUUGACGUGCAGGCUUCUGUUUGAAGAGUAAAGCCCUUCUGGGCACGUGGAAAUAGUUACAUGGUUCUCUACAUGUAGUAAGUAGGAUACUUAACAAUAUUAAAACUUGGAUCAAUAAAAUGAACCAAUAGCAGUAUUUUGCAUUAUGUUAAAAGUUCUUUACAGAAGCUCCAUUGUAGUUUUUUUUCAGAAUUUUUCUUUAUCUUUCAUUCAUAGAGGGAAUCUCUGUAUAUAUACAUCGUACAGACUUCUGCUUACUUACUUGAACCUUCAUAGGUGUAUUUACUUUGCCUUUUUAGGUGUCCGCAAGUAUGGUAAAGAUUUUCAAGCUAUUGCUGAUGUAAUUGGCAACAAGACUGUUGGUCAAGUGAAGAACUUCUUUGUAAACUACAGGCGCCGGUUUAACUUAGAGGAGGUAUUGCAGGAGUGGGAAGCAGAACAAGGAACGCUGGCUUCUAAUGGUGAUGCCUCUGCUUUAGGGGAGGACACAAAAAAUACUAAUGUGCCAUCAGGAAAGACCACUGAUGAUGAAGAUGAGGUGUGUUUUUGUGUACCGGAUCUUAAAUAAGCAUGAGUUCAGGAAUGGCAUUAAACUUCAUAUCCUAAAAUGUUAUGUUUUAACUUGAAGUGGAAUGCUGAACCACCUGCUGUGGAAUCUUACUGCCUCCUAGUACUUAGAGCAAACUAUGUCCCCACUUCAGUUCAGUGGGGCUUGCGUUAGCAGAACAUUUUAAGAGCUGGGCUGCCUGCCUCCCUUCCAAACCUUUCUUCUGAUCAUGCUAAUAAUGGAAAAUGUAAAUACUGCAGAAUUGUUAAGCUUUUUUUUUUUUUCAUUUCAUUUUCGUUUUGACUGAAUGUCAUACCUCUUUUUCCCCUAUUGAACUGUUUAGAAAUGGUUGCUUUCAAAGGAGGGUUUCAUAGCUGCCAAUAUGGAUGAACUAGCUAUGCUUCCCAUAUUCUGGAGGCAAUGACAACCCGAACUGCGUGAUACGACAGGAUGGCUGCUAUUACAUAUCUGUGUCACUUUGUUUAUAGGCCCAGAUCCCACAGACCCCUCAGUGUGUAGGGUCUUCUCCACCUGCCCAGGCGUCUACUCCAACACCAGCAACCCCUGUAACAUCUCUGAACCAGCCUCCUCCAUUACUUCGUCCAACCCUUCCGGCUGCUCCAGCGCUCCAUCGUCAGCCUCCACCACUUCAGCAACAGGCUCGGUUUAUUCAGCCAAGGCCAACCCUAAACCAGCCCCCUCCGCCACUCAUCCGCCCAGCUAAUUCCAUGCCUCCUCGUCUAAACCCAAGACCAGCGUUAUCCUCCACUGGCGGCCCGCAGCCACCAUCGCUUAUCGGAAUCCAGACAGAAUCACAGUCCCCUCUGCACUAAAGGAAUAGGGCAGAACUAUGGUAAAUGACAAAAUUGUAUCAGUGUCUAUUUUUCCUCAGAUAAUGAAGGGGGAAAGGCAGGGGGAAACAAGCCUUCCAAAGUAUUGAAUCAAUCUUGAACAAAAAGAGCAAGGUGGAAACCUUUACAGCAGAAAUAUGUGAUUGGCCAACUGUAUGAAAGAAACUUCAGUGCAGUAGCUUGUUACAGAAAGACCACGUCCAUGAAAUCAGACUUUUUACACAGCUAACUUCUGGGUGGGGGGGGAGAGUUGGGGGGGGACAUUCAAUGCACUAAGACUUCAGCUGGUUUUUACUCUAUUUAUUUUUAAAAAUUCUUUAUAUUCAACUACACAGAAACAAACCAUAAGGAGAGUGCAGGAGUUUCAGCUUCAGCUCUGAAGCAGGCUAUAAACCUGAUAUAUUGGGGAAAUUAUUUUUACAUGUUCCUAUGUUAGGAUCAGAAGCAUUACUAACAAUCCUGCCAUUUAGAUUUUGACAGAUAACAUAACUUCAUACAUUUCUUAGGCUUGUAUUUUUCUAAAUUUCUUUAUAAAUUGCUUUUCUUCAGAAAAAAAAAAGUUGUAUUGAAGAUUUGCAAAGCUAAGGUACAAACUAGGUUAAACCUAUCUAUGUGCUCUGAUACUAGAAGUAUGACUUACUAGUGCAAAAUCUGUGGUAGGCAGUGGUUGGGGCAGCAUCUUACUUUACAUUACAUGGAAAACUUAACACCAGUAACAACUUCUGCUGCCAUGUGGCUACUAAAGUUGUCUUCUUUUUAAAUAAUCUUUGUAGAACUGCUUUUUAUCUGAAAUUUUAUUCUAUUAUCUCAGUUCUGGCAAUAAGUUAGCAAAGAGUGCCCCCCUGAAUUCCAUAGAUAUAGGGGCAGUGUGAAACAAUAAAAUAUUUUAAAAUGUAUUUAACUGUCAUCGCUUCUCAGGCAACCUUAAUCUAUUUUCCUUGCCAGUGUAUUUCUCCCAUGUUACUUGGUAUUAAAGCAAAUACCAAAUCAUGCUUUACUGAAUCAGUCAGGAAACAGUGCGGCUCCAUGUAGAUUUGAUUCUCUUAUUCUGAAGCAAAAAAAAAAAUGCUAAGCUACUGAAGUCUUCUGUUUUCAUGAAAAGAUGUGUGUUUCUUCUUUACUCUCCCAGCUAACUUCCCCACUUCUUACGGAAGCAGUGGUAUUUAACAAAGUUUAAGGUUUCUGUGUACAAUAAAGUUGUACCAGCCUCUUACGCAUACUGCAUUUUACAGCUCAAGUGUCAAAACUUUUAGAUUAACACCUUAAUCAUGAUUAAGGUGCUAAAGGGAUUUAUCCAUUAACUUUGUUUUCUCAUGUCUUUUUUUUUUUUUUUGAAGAAUUUAUUUAAAUAGAAUUUUCUUUUGUUUGUUGUAUAUUAAAUACAAAUGUCCCAUCCAUGGGUUUUUCUUCAUAUUAUAUCUGUAUUCCCAGUCACAGUGUUUGAUUUUAAAUACUAGGUUUUCAAAGGAAAAAAGCGGCACAGUCUAUUGCCAGAAUUCUUGGGACUUUGCAAUAUUGCAACUUUGGUUCUGGGGUCAAUGUUAACCCUCUGAAUUCUUCCAACCUGUCCAUUGUGCAUUUUGGCAUAACACUCUAAUAUCAAACUACUAUAACAAUGCAUUUUCAGUAUUUAAGUAUGUAGAUCAGAUCUCCCAGUGACUGUGUUGUCCUUUUUUUGCUAACUUUUUUGCUAACUUUUUGUCUUGUCUCUUGUUGCUAGAACUUCAGUAUAAAGCAGGUUGGGUGCUGCCGCAAAUAUGGCAAUUUUAGACUAUCAAAACUGUAACUGGGCACUUGUGGGUGAGAUAGGUAUGUAGUGUAAUAUUGCUUUACAUACGCUAUUCCACACAGUAAUGAAAUGUUUAGCAUUUGUAGUACUGAAUAUGUACAUAGCAAAAUGUUGUCCUUUUUAAAAAUUGUGUGCUUUCCAGAUUAUGUGCAUACAGCUUGCACGUCCUGUUUUGGGUAGGGGGUUGUGUUAAGCAGUGUUUUUGCCUGGAAGAGUGAUAUGCUUGCUGCUUAAUCAAAGAAUUAAAGUUUCCAAGGAAUCUGUGUCUAUUUUUAUGUACCUUGUAAUGGUUUAAAAUGUUUAGGGCCCAUAUACUGUGAUUCUCUUCUAAAUUCAUUUAUAUUUUUUUAAAGAUUAGAAAUAAAACUAUAUGAUUUUUCAUUUGAAAAGGGUUUUCUUUUUUGCCAUACUAUCUUUAAAAAAACAAAACCCUCCAGCUUAACUUUGUACCAUUGCUACAAACCAUAAACUAUUCAUUUUGGUUUACUUUUUGUCACUUUAUGAAAUGUAAAAUGUUUGCACUCCCUUUAAGUUGGUCAGAGAAAAUAUUUCUUACAUUGGUUUUGACAAAUGUAACUUUACAGCUCCUUUUUAUGUACAGUUUUUCAGUUACAAUAAAGAAAUAUAAAAACUUUUAAAUGAAUGGCCGUUUAAAGGCCCACAUGUAUAUCAACUA
Molecule: messenger RNA, 24908 nt
Organism: Podarcis lilfordi (Lilford's wall lizard)
Lineage: Eukaryota; Metazoa; Chordata; Lepidosauria; Squamata; Lacertidae
Source: the annotation of a GenBank genome assembly